CCCACUGAUCCAUCCGCUCCGCUAAUCCCUCCGUCAUUUCCUCCCCUUCCGCUCCGCUAAUCCCUUCAUCACUUCCUCCCCUGCCAAAAAUCCCUGCCGUUGGCGUCCCAUGGAGGCAGGCACGCAGCCUGUACGCGCCGGUCAUCGCCACCGCUCCUCUGCUCCGCCGGCCGUCCACGCCCAAACCAUGCCUCCUGCCCUCCACAUCUCCCCACACGGCACCGCCUCCGCCGGCCCUCCACGGGCCUCUUCGGCGCCCAACCACCCGCGGGCCUCUUCGGCGCCCCUCACCCGCCGGCCACCGCCCUCCCAGUGGUCCCUCUCACCGCCCCCUUCUCGGUGCCCACCAGCCGUCCUCCCGGCGCUCCCCACUCCACCACACGAAGACAAAGUCGAGACGGCACCAGGUGCCAGCAUCGCCGGCUCGCCGCACUUCGCUGGCCAACAAUCGCCACGGGCGCUCCCUGAUCCCUUCGCGCGGCAACAGCAACGGGUGCCCCAGUCCCCUCCAUGCGUCCGUGCACUCCGCCUGGGAGUUGCUCUAUUCCCAGGAGAGUCAAGACUUCUAUCUCAUAAGAUAUUCAAUGGAUAUUUUGUGAAACUAUUCUACCUCGGUGUUUGUCCAGAAGAAACAAACUCAUGUUCAGGAAGAGCUAUUUUGUGCACAUGAGUUGCUAUUGGCAGUGGAAAGAUUGUCUAUGUAGAGAGCUUAGAGAAAAAAGUGAGUGGUUCAAUUUUAUGUGAUGGGAAUGUUCACAAGGCAUCUUAAUUUUUGGAGAGAUAUAAACCCAUAAAGAAUUCAGAAUUGUGCUUGUUCACAGCUUUCUUUCAGUGAUUAGUAGUUGAUUUGCUUUGCAAAACAAUUAUAUUAUAGGUUAACUUGUCUAUAUAUUGCUUCACAUUUGUGUGUUUUAAGGUGAAUUCCGUACAGAUUGUGGUAGCUAGAGCAGGUGAAUGUCCGUGGCUGCUAGCUACAAGCAUCAAGUAAUCGUACCAAGAUUGCUUGGGUGUCGUGGUCCGAUAAGCAUCAAACAUUUGUAUGCCGAUUGGUAACAGGCUGAUUUAGAGUGGAUAAUCUACCGGUUUUGGGACUGACUUCAACAAGUAAAAAUUUAUGGGUAGUCAAGGUAAAUACUCACCCAAAGGGCAACAAAUUGGUUAUCGUUUUAACAGCAACUGGACAAAAGGUCCAUUUUCAAAGCAUUGUUUGAACUGGAAUGGUCGAUUUCUUUCUGCAGAAUAUAGUGCUGGUUUUAAUGGAUAAGAUGUCUUGGUAUUUUUUUUUAGUGAGAAAUGCAUCUUGGUUCAACCUUUCAUUUAUGUUUUCUGAACAUAGGUCAUGAUUCUGAACGAAGAGAGUGGAUCUUGAAUAGUAAAGAUGGUACUGCCCCAUAUAACUACAGUGCAAUUAUACUGGAGCAUGCAGGUUCAUCUUUGUUCAGUUAUACUGUGCAAUCUAGGUUCAUCUUUGUGCAGUUAUACUGCCUUCGUGUCCUAUAACUACUGGAAACUACGACCACAGUGCAGUUAUACGGGAACCUAUAACUACUGUGCAAUGUAGGUUGUUCUUUGUGCAGUUAUACUGCCUCCUAAUCCAACCUUCACUUUGUUGAUCCUGAAGCAUGAAAGCACAUUAUGUAGUAUGAUCUGCAGCCUUUUCAGCACUGUUUUUAUUUUUCCUUUUUUCUCUUUUUUCAUUUCCAGUUCUUGCUCUCUAAGCCGGUUCUCAGCUAAUGUACGGUUGUCCCCCCUUCUUAAUGCAAUGGCCGAACUACUUCUUGUUAUGGUCAAAAAAUCAAGUAAAAAGACAACAUCUUGAUUUGACUCUUAUAAAAUGAAAUAAAAAUAUUCAUAUUGAUGACCAUUUCUUGUAGCAUUGUUGAUGUUCUUUCGUUUGCCGUUUUAUGUUUUCACAGUUUGAUGAUGGUAUUUUUUGUGGUUAGAUUUAAAAGAUAUCAAGAAUGAAGAAUGAUGUUCUGGAUCUGUGCAAUGAUGACAUUAACAGGGGAAUUGCAUAAAUGGGGUAAUUCAAUUUUUGAUUUAGUCACUUGCAAAACUAGGUAACAGAACUUUGGACUAUCACAAUACUAUUGCUUUGAUAUUGAUUUGUCAUCGUCAGUGUCGAUGUGGGGCGUAGGAGGCACAGAGAUGAUGCUGAUCGCCAGCGAUUAGCAGUCGAGGAGCGGUACCCCGGCCUGCGCCUGAGCUACAAUAGCAUGUUACCAUUGAUAACAUGAGCUAUUGCUAAUGGUCUGCUGACUAAUGUACUGACAACUUGAAAUCAUCUUUUCUUUAAACUUAGUGGUAAUUUAUCAAGGAAAGAUAUAUAUUUGUUGGUCAGUUGCUCAGUUCCAGGGAUGGAAUCUGGCUUGCUUGCUGCUUUGCCAUAAGCCGCUUUUGUUUGCGACUGAAUUUAGCUCAUAAUAGCUCAAAAUGAAAGAAAAAAGUCGUUUUAUAUUGUGACAAAUAUGCUACCAACUUUUAUCUUAACAUUUAUUGUCCCUUUUUUUUGUUGUUUUUAU
Messenger RNA from Triticum aestivum (bread wheat), 2522 nucleotides. RefSeq names its product proline-rich receptor-like protein kinase PERK9. The transcript is spliced from 3 exons. The record is from RefSeq and is a predicted model, not a curated record. Lineage: Eukaryota; Viridiplantae; Streptophyta; Magnoliopsida; Poales; Poaceae. The coding region runs from base 110 to 670 and encodes 186 amino acids.